CUGCCCGCGCUGUCUUCCGGGUAGCGCGAGCCUCCGGGCUGGGGUUCCGGACGCUAGGGCGUCCGCGCCGGCUGGCCGGCCUGCCUCCCUCCGUCCCUCGCUUUUGGGUCGUGGUUACCCAUCGCCCUUUGCAGGCUUGACCCGGGGCCUCCUUCGCUUUCUGUGUCCCUCGCGGGGCCCCAUUGGUUCGCAAUGCCGGGCCUUGGGCCCUGGGCAGUGUGACGCUACCCGAGUGCGGACUGGGACACACGCACGAGGCCGGCUAGGGCUGAGCCGCUUCUACCCUCCCGCUCUCUCCCAGGUUACCCCAAAGUAGCGUUUCCCGGAAGCAGCAGCCGUUCUGAGGGGAUGGGCGCAGCCAGGCCAGAUGGACGAGAAGACCAAGAAAGCAGAGGAGAUGGCCCUGAGCCUUGCCCGGGCAGUGGCUGGCGGAGAUGAACAGGCUGCUAUCAAGUAUGCCACCUGGCUGGCAGAGCAGAGGGUGCCCCUCAGGGUGCAAGUAAAACCUGAGGUCUCCCUAACACAGGACAUCAGGCUUCGAGUGAGUGUGGAGGAUGCUUACAUGCACACUGUCACCAUCUGGCUCAUGGUACGCCCUGACAUGACAGUGGCCUCCCUCAAGGAUAUGGUAUUCCUGGACUAUGGCUUCCCACCCAGCCUGCAGCAGUGGGUGUUUGGACAGAGGCUGGCACGAGACCAGGAGACCUUGCAUUCCCACUGCAUUCGGAGGACCGGAGACUGUGCCUAUCUCUACCUGCUGUCAGCCCGCAACACGUCACUCAACCCGCAAGAGCUGCAGCGGCAGCGGCAGCUGCGCAUGUUGGAAGAUUUGGGCUUCAAGGACCUCACCCUGCAGCCACGGGGCCCCUUGGAGCCUGUCUUCCCUAAGCCCAGGACCCACCAGGAGCCGGGACAGCCAGAUGCAGCACCAGAGUCCCCGCCGGUGGGCUGGCAGUGUCCUGGCUGCACUUUCAUCAACAAACCCACACGGCCUGGGUGUGAGAUGUGCUGUCGUGCAAGGCCGGAGACCUACCAGAUACCUGCCUCGUACCAGCCUGACGAGGAAGAGCGAGCACGCCUGGCUGGGGAGGAGGAGGCGCUGCGCCAGUACCAGCAGCGGAGACAGCAGCAGCAGGAGGGGAACUAUCUGCAGCACGUGCAGCUGGAGCAGAGGAGCCUGGUGCUGAACACCGAGCCUGCUGAGUGCCCUGUGUGCUACGCAGGGCUCGCACCCGGCGAGGCCGUGGUGCUGCGGGAGUGUCUGCACGCCUUCUGCAGGGAGUGCCUGCAGGGCACCAUCCGAAACAGCCAGGAGGCGGAGGUAUCCUGCCCCUUCAUUGACAGCACCUACUCAUGCCCUGGCAAGCUGCUGGAGAGGGAGAUUCGGGCGCUCCUGUCCCCUGAGGACUACCAGCGUUUCCUGGACCUGGGUGUGUCCAUCGCAGAGAACCGAAGCACCUUGAGCUACCACUGCAAGACCCCCGACUGCAGGGGCUGGUGCUUCUUUGAGGAUGAUGUCAACGAGUUCACCUGUCCUGUGUGCACCCGUGUCAACUGUCUGCUCUGCAAGGCCAUCCAUGAGCGCAUGAAUUGCAGGGAGUACCAGGACGACUUGGCCCUUCGGGCUCAGAACGAUGUGGCUGCCCGGCAGACUACGGAGAUGCUAAGGGUGAUGCUGCAGCAAGGCGAGGCCAUGCAUUGCCCACAGUGCCGGAUUGUGGUGCAGAAGAAGGAUGGCUGCGACUGGAUCCGCUGUACAGUCUGCCACACUGAGAUCUGCUGGGUCACCAAGGGCCCACGCUGGGGCCCUGGGGGCCCAGGGGACACCAGUGGUGGCUGCCGCUGCCGGGUCAAUGGGAUUCCAUGCCACCCAAGCUGUCAAAACUGCCACUAAGCCGAAGAUGGUGGCUCUCAUACUGACCCAGCCUCACAUGUAUAGCAGGGCUAGGCCAGGGACUUUUAGCUCUGGCCACCAUACCUUUAAGCUUGGUAAGGAAGAAAGCCUGAGCUGUACUGCAAUCUGAUUGCUGUCACAAGAACCAGCUGAGCUGAUGUCAGUCGCACUGCCACUGCUGCUUCAAGGGGCUGCUGUGCAGACCUCAUGGCCCUGGGCUAGCUACCCUUCCCUUGCUAGCCACCAGCCUUAAUUAAACACAGCCUUGCCCUAAGGCCUGGCUGGCUAGUGCUCUGAGCCUCAGAGUGACUGUUUCCUCUCAGCUUGCCCCUGAGGACCCUUGCUGGCUUUCUGGGCACUUCUUAAAGCUGAUGUGAAUCUAUCCAGGACCCAGGUAGAUUGGUAGGUCAGGAAACAGCCCAUGGGGUCCAGCUCUGCAUCCCCCUCUUUAAGUCAAUUAAAGUGGUUUUCCAGGAAGGGAAACGUGUCAUGCUUGAGGGAACAAAUGUCCUAGCCUGGGUACCACAGGCAGGAUAGUGAGCUCUGGAGAGCUUGGAACAGAACCUGGAGGUGAUCUGUUGGUUCUGCUGGUUGGGGAAAUAAGGCUGACUCAGCUUUGGGACCCCUGUAGCAGACCUGGCUCCACUUGCCCAACUCUUGGGACAAGGUUGCUUGGGCAAUAUUCACCCAGACUGAUAAAAUUUAUUGAGAAGGGUUUGAAGCUUAGAGGGAUGCUAGAGGCCACAGCAGCAGCUGGAGGCUGGGAAGAAAGGCGUGGCUGCUCCCUCUUUGGGUAUCUAAGGGAAAGAGCAGAGGAGUUUCUGAAACUGCUGAAAUCGAGCAGGGAGGUCCAUUCUGCUUUAACAGCAGAUGCAAGAAGGAAAAGCCAUGCUGUGAUGUCUGUUCUGGUGGUUUCUCUCCACUGCGGCCCAUUCAGCUCCUUCUUCUGAGAUUGAGUAUUACUGUCUUCCCACAAUGUGAUCCUUAAUAAGCCUCACUCCAGAUGCUAGGGCAUGUAGCUUUUCCAGGGUGAGUGUUUUCCAGCCCCUGGAGUAUGUAUCCUUGGACAGACCUAUAGCCUCAGUGGGGUCAGAAAGGAACCUGGACAGUGAAGAAUUGCUUUGAUUUUAGAUAGGUCUAUGUAGCCCAGGCUAUCCUUGAACUCACAGCAAUCUUUUCCCUUGCCUUGGCCUCCAUGGUAUUGGGAAAACAGACACGCACCAAGCGUGGCCUGAUCAAGACUUGUUAGACAUGUACCCUUCCUUGAUUACCCAGGUGACAAAGUCCCACUUGUCCUUGUGUUUGGGUCCUCAUGCCCUCAGCUGCCUAGGACUUUCAGACUUCUCUUCAGCCCUCUGCAGCUGGAGGUUGGGCCCUGUCCUGUUGGCUGAGGUUCACAGUUGCCCUGUCAAAGGACAUCACAGGCUGCUAUCCUGUUGUGGAGCAAGGACCCGCAAAUGCCUAACAGCAGCUCCAGGCUUCUCGCUGCCUCCUCUGCAGCCACAGGCAGAAAAGUGGGGCCCAGCUACUGCACACUCUUCCUGCCAGGAGCAGGGCUGUCUAGAGGCUAGAUCAGCGCUUCUCAACCUUGCUAAUGCUGUGACCCUUUAAUACAGUUCAUGUUGUGGUGACCCUCCAACCAUAAAAUUAUUUAUUGCUACUUCAUAACUGUAAUUUUGCUGUUAUGAAUCAUAAUGUCAGUAUUUUUGAAGAUGGGGUUUGCCAAAGGGGUUGUGACGGAGAGGCUGAGAACAGCUAGACUAGAGCGAGGCAGUUCUCGGGUGUUCAGUAGACAGAAGCUAGUCAGGACAGGCUGGUUUGCCUUUCAAAAUAGGCUGUUGGGGUCUGAAUUCAAGUGCUGCCUUCUGAGUUGAAAGCCUGCAAAGCAAAAAAGGCCAGAGCACUCUAGGCGUGUCCUGUACCUGUCAUCUAGUUGUGAGGUGUCCACAGCAGGUACAGAAUGAAGCCCACGCUUCCUGUGUGACUGUACUUAGAAAACAUCUUUGCUGGGGCUGAAGAGACAACUCAGUGGCUGAGAGAAUUCUUACAAGAGGACCUGAGUUCAGCUUCUCACACCUGCACUCCCAUCUUCUGACCUCUAAGGACACCUGCAAUCAUAUACACAUAAUUGGAAAACAAAACUGUAAAGAAAACAAACAA
This is a messenger RNA of Apodemus sylvaticus (European woodmouse), 4054 nucleotides long. RefSeq names its product RANBP2-type and C3HC4-type zinc finger containing 1 (gene Rbck1). Bases 368 to 1894 code for a protein of 508 amino acids. The record is from RefSeq and is a predicted model, not a curated record. NCBI's taxonomy places the organism in Eukaryota, Metazoa, Chordata, Mammalia, Rodentia, Muridae. Gene Ontology annotation, biological process: proteasome-mediated ubiquitin-dependent protein catabolic process; protein linear polyubiquitination; positive regulation of canonical NF-kappaB signal transduction. Gene Ontology annotation, molecular function: ubiquitin binding; ubiquitin-protein transferase activity. Gene Ontology annotation, cellular component: LUBAC complex. The transcript has 12 exons.